Messenger RNA from Pogona vitticeps (central bearded dragon), 3531 nucleotides. RefSeq names its product transforming growth factor beta 1 (gene TGFB1). Gene Ontology annotation, biological process: regulation of cell population proliferation; transforming growth factor beta receptor signaling pathway. The record is from RefSeq and is a predicted model, not a curated record. Gene Ontology annotation, cellular component: extracellular region. Gene Ontology annotation, molecular function: transforming growth factor beta receptor binding; growth factor activity; cytokine activity. Lineage: Eukaryota; Metazoa; Chordata; Lepidosauria; Squamata; Agamidae.
CCCUGCUUUUGCCCAGAGUAGCUGUCCAGCUGUCCCUCCUGGUGAAGGAGUUAUAUAUACAGCGGCGUUGGCUCCCUCCUUCACUUCCUGGGUGGAGCUGGCGCUGGGGAGAGGCAAAGAAAAACCAUUUUAAAAACCUCCAAGCCAGCAGUCAGCAAGUCCCGACAGGAGUGGUAAAAUUACAUCCUUUCCUGCAGAGGAAGAAAGAAGGGCCAGCUGGAAGCAGAAGCAGAAGCAGCAGCAGCAGCCGCCAGCCGGCCAGCCAGCCAGCCAGCCAUCUGAGCGCAGCCCCUGUCUUGGGAUCCCCCCGGUCGUUGGCAUCUGGAUUUGGCCCCCGCGCUUCCCGGCUUGCCACAUUCCAGAGAGGCCCGGGUGCCCCUCUCGGCUUGGCCGAGCCUCGAGCCCCUUUAAAGGAGGCUUGGAACUGGAUCACAGAGCGAGCCGUGGUCCGCUUCGUCCGGCCGCGAUGGGCCUUCGGACGGGCGCCCUUGGGUGCCACAAGUGAUUGCGGGCAUCCGAGGCACAUGGGCAAGGCUGGUGCCCGGGAACUGUCAGUGAGACCCGAAGGGAGUUCCUGCCACCUUUGACAGCUCCAGGAACAAGUUCCAGCCUAAAGCCAAAAAGGGAGAAAGAAGAAGAAGAAGGAAAAAAAAACCUCCCCCAAGUCAGUUGAUAUUUUAAGAGACUCAAUGUGGUCAGUGGCAGCUCACGGUCUUGCAAGAAACAGCUUCCUUUGUCAGAUGACAGAGCGGAGGGAUUAAGAAGAAACCGAGAAGGAGAAAAAGCAUCCAGAGACCCCCCAGCCGAGGAGGGGUGUGUGUCUCCGUGUGGUGUUUUUGUGUGUUUCGUUUUGUUUUAAACGCUGAGCUAAGAGCAGAAGUGAAAAAGGGGGUGGAAUCAUGAAGAACUCGGUCGCAAGAGGCUGCGCCUGGCAGGGUGGUUUUCGGUUCGCAGCCGGGGGCCUUGGCAUGUGGCGGGCGGCGGGCUGGCUUUUCCUCCUGCUUCUGGCGUUGCAGCACCUCUGCGCCACCUCUGCCUUCUCCACGUGCAAGACUCUGGACAUGGACAUGAUGAAGCGCAAGCGGAUCGAGGCCAUCCGGGGCCAGAUCCUCAGCAAGCUCAAACUGACCAGCCCGCCAGAGGUGGAAGACCCAGAGAAGAGGGUCUUGCCCGAAGACAUUGUGGCCCUUUACAACAGCACCCUGGAGGUGAUCCGGGAAAUGGAGGCAGAGGAACCUAAGGAGACCCCACAGGAAGAGUAUUACGCCAAGGAAGUGCAUCGGUUCAACAUGCUGCCCGCAGAUCACGAAAGCUACGGGGACACUUACAAGAAGAACCGGCAUAGCAUCUUCUUCGGGUUUAACAUAUCCCACAUCCGGAUGGUGCUUCACGAUCCAAACCUGUUGUAUCGGGCUGAGCUGAGAAUGCGUGCCUUUGGAUCGAGCCAGGAACAACGGCUGGAACUUUACCAGCAACACCACUUCCGGAACACCUCCACUUGGUACUACCUGGACGGGCGCCUCGUUAAGUUGAAGGCCGAGAAGGAAUGGCUUUCCUUUGAUGUCACCACCGUCCUGCGGCUGUGGCUGGCGAGUAUAGAGAAUCUGGGAAGAUUCCGCCUCAGCGCUCACUGUUCCUGUGAGACCACCCCGGAGGAACUGAAAGUGGACAUAGAAGGUACUAAAGUGAAGAGAGGGGACCAGCAGCAGAUCAGCCAGGAGAAGCAACAGCUGCCGUAUCUGCUGGUGAUGGCAAUGCCACCGGAGCGGGCAGACCAACUGCAAAGCCACUCCCGGCAAAAACGAGCCGCAGCUAACGCGGAGUACUGCAGCCAAUCCCCAGAGGAGAAGAACUGUUGCGUGCGACGCCUCUACAUCGACUUCCGGAAGGACUUAAAAUGGAAGUGGAUCCAUGAACCCAAGGGCUACUACGCCAACUUCUGCAUGGGGCCUUGCCCGUAUCUCUGGAGCUCAGACAGUCAGUACAGCAAGGUUCUGUCUCUCUACAACCAACACAAUCCAUCUGGCUCGGCCACCCCCUGCUGCGUCCCGAACGAGCUGGACCCCCUCGGCAUCAUCUACUACGUGGGCCGCCAGGCUAAAGUAGAACAGCUCUCCAACAUGAUCGUCAAGUCGUGUCGCUGCAGCUGAAGACAAGGUGGCAUGGACUUGCAUUCUGGGUGGACUGGAAUUUUUAAAAUUAAAAACAAAACACAAACAAAAAUAAACCCCCACAAAAUCCAAGAGGAGAAGAGGCUAGGACUGAAACCAAGAGGACAAUGGUCAGCCCCUUCCCCUUGAUGAAAACCUCAUGCCUUAAAAAGAGAGAGAAAGAGAGAGACACACAACUUUUCUUUUUUUUAAAAAAAAAACCCUCAUCCAGUGAGAUUUAUUAUUAUUAUAAUUAUUAUUAUUAUAAUUAUUAUUAUUUUAUUUUGUAAAGUUAUGGUUUUGAGGGGUGGGGAAACCUGGAAUACCUUUUAAUGGUUUGGCCUCGGGGUCAGAGAGAAUUAGAAUAAUAUCGGCUCAAACAGAAGGGGGGGAGAGAACAUGUCAUCAUGUCGUUUCCUCUGUAGUUUUCCUGCUGUAAAGAACGGGUUGGGCGAAUAAUCUGGAAAGGGACAUUUUUCAUGGAGGUGGAAAGCCAGUGAAGAAAGGGUGCCCCGCCCCAAAAAAAACCAUGCCAAGGUGAUAGAAAAACAUCAGAUGGGGGUCAUCUUCAGAGGGCAAAGGAUGAUGUCCAGGGCCAGCAUCCUUAAGUUUUCCAGAGGUCAGAACGGCUGCCCUCUGGACGGUACGACGACGAUGCCCUCGCUUCCAGCAGGUGACUGUGUCGCGGGACGAUGCCGAGAUCGCCUGACAGACGUUCCCAGACCUUCGUGAUCCCAAUCCACCCCACCCCGAAGACAGCAGGCGAGGUUUCCGUUCGAUACACAUUUCAGAAAUGGAAUGCCACCUGCCCGCCCACCCGGAGACCACUGCACGGCUGAACCCGCUCUGCGCUCCACUCUGAUUCCGUCCUCUUAUCUCCCUUUGGCAAGUUGGCUCCAGUCCUCGUGGCCGUUCGCCCUACAACACGGGUUCGUCCCUUGCCAGGAACAUGUGAAGAAUGGAAAAGAGAGGGAAGUUCUUAUGGGGAGAAGAGGACUCCACCCACCAAUGACUUGUCCCCUCCUUCUGGCCACUUAGACCCGCCUUCUCUGCCAGAGCCUCUUGUCCCCCCCUUUUGACUGCUCAGCUGGUAGAGGAUGCCGGAGACCAAAAGGGGCAACCCAGAGAAAGCUUUUUGGGGUGCCAUGGAUUGUUUUGCAUUCGUUCAAUCUGAGGUUCGCCUCCAGCAACGAAGGGGGUGGCGGAGAAAGGAGCUGUUUAAAGGUCCAAAUUGGGCCAAUUGGAAUUUCAAUGUCACGUCUGAGUGUAAUAUUAAAUAUUUCUAUUUCCCUGCCUGGAUUUGCAAAAAAGAAAAAAAAUGUGUUCUUGGGUUGCCUACGACUCCGCUUCCCAGAGAUGGGAAUAAAAUCCAUGAGUACUA